Messenger RNA from Drosophila ananassae, 2256 nucleotides. RefSeq lists its product as uncharacterized. The record is from RefSeq and is a predicted model, not a curated record. NCBI's taxonomy places the organism in Eukaryota, Metazoa, Arthropoda, Insecta, Diptera, Drosophilidae. The transcript has a single exon. Bases 12 to 935 code for a protein of 307 amino acids.
AAUAAUUAAACAUGUCGCACCGGGAUUUUUGCGGAUACAAUCCCCCUCCAUCAAAUUUCAAAACGUUCUUUUUGCCGAAAUACGAGGACCGUCUGAAGCGUCUUCCCAACUUUGGCAAAAUGCGCCGAGAAUGGGAAAUCGAGAAACGGCCUCUGCUCAUAAUGCUCCAUUUAUUUGCGGAUAAUUUUGGAGCUUUGGAAAAAUGGAUGGAUCUUGCAUAUCAAGUGGCAGGUGCCGACGGUCUGGGGCCCGAGAUGGACUUCUACGUGGACGACUUGUGGGCGGGUUACAUCUUCAAUGAGGAGGAUUUCUCAUUUCACCGUGGCGAUGAAGGCACUUCCGUAGACUCACCUCCUCUGAUAUACGGGGUAACGUCUCUGGGUGAAGUGCAUUUCUUUGGAGGUUUCGACGGACCCAAGACCCCCAGCUUGGUAACUCUAGGUGACUUCUGCCGAGGACUGAUUAAAGGAGGUAUCGAAGACCCCACACCCAGUGAUUCCAUUAUCACGGACAUUGACUUGACCACCUGGAACGAGAUGAUCUACUCAGUGGAUGAGGACCUAGCUGUGUGCUUCUACAACUCUCAGCAGAACGCUACAACAGUGAAUGAUAGUCUGAUGCAGAAUCUGGAACGCCUUGGAGGUCAUCUAAAGCAGGAGUCAGUGCGCCUGUGCAAAUUUGACCUUCGAGGAGGCAGUGCACCGAAGAAGUUCAGCAUCGAAUCCGUCCCCGCUCUGUUUUUCCUACCGCGCCAUCAGAAGACUAAUCCCGUAAAGUGCAAAUAUGAGCUGGGGCAAUGGUCUAUGAUAAGAUUCGUGGCUGAAAAUUCCAGCAAAGAGCUUAAUUUCUAUAAUCGACGGGGGCACCGGAGACUCCAUGCAGAGUUGCUUGCCCACAUGAGGGAGUUCUUCCGUAUCAAUAUUGAUAGUUCCUAGAAAUUCUUUGGAAAAAAUAUAUAUAAUCGAUAAUCAAACACUUCUACUACUAGCCAUUGUGUUUUACGACCAUUUUGAGGGGCGGAGAUAAAGAAUAUAUGACUAACAAUACAUUUUUUCAGUUGUCCAGCAACCUUCAAAGUGAUCGCACAGUCUAGUAACAUGUCACGAUUUAUUUACGAAACUAUUUACACUCUGGAAAGCCCAGGCGAAUUAAAUUGUUGGGAAAAAUACCAUUAUUUGGAUAAAUUGGAGGAUCGCCUAAAGCGCAUUGGCGACGAACAAAAAAUGAGACUCGACUUUGCAACCAAGAGACGGCCUCUACUAAUAAUGUAUCAUGUGUUUGAGGACUACACUGAUCUUUUGGAAAAGUGGUCGGAUGUGGCAUAUGAACUGGCAGACCCGGACAAUUUGGGAAAAGAAAUGGACUUUUACGUGGAUAAAUAUACCUUCAUGUUGAAUGAACCAGAGCAAUCGUUUAUUCGUGGACCCGAUGGACGUACCCUGGAUAGAGCUCCACUAAUAUACGGAGUAACUACUCACGGCGAAUUGCGCUUCUUUGAUCGGAUCGGGGAAUCCCAGGAACCCAACAAGGCCACUCUACUUGACUUCUGCCGUAAACUGAUUAGUGGAGUCCGAACGUAUCCCGAUGUCAAGGACAUUGACUUGACCAGCUGGAAUGAUAUUAUCAACUCAUCAGACGAGGACAUAGUUAUUUUUUUUUACAAAGGAGGUUUUAAACCUUUCAUUGAUAGUUUUUAUCAUUUGGGUGAUCUAUUAAAAAAGGACUCAGUAAGGCUGUACACAAUGGAUAUUAAGGGAGGUGGUGCUCCUAAAAAUUUCCCAAAAGUGGAAGACAAUUGGGAUAUUUUUUUCGUACCACGAGGUCGAAGGGACAAUCCCGUUCCUUAUCGCGAUCGGAAUCUUUAUCAUUGGAGUAUGUUACAAUUUGUAGCUAAACACGCCGGUGACGAACUCCUUUUCUGUGAUAGGCUUGGUGUGAAUCGUUUUCAUGGGGAAAUUAUGGAAUAUCUUCAGGGUUCGAUACAUAUCGUCGAAACAUCCCAACGCAUCCCACUCUGCGAUUUAUUCAUACAUAAAUAUAUUUUCAAUGGAGAUCAUUAUAUACAACAAGAGAGAUAAGAUUUUUAAAUUUUCCGCCUUUAAGACGGUUGCUUUUUUAAUUAUCGAUAUAAGGUAUUCUGAUUUAUCGAUUUGGGUGAUGGGUUGGGAAAUCCAACAAAUAAAAUAUUAAUAAUUAAAACAAAUGUCAAACGAUAAUGUUUAAGCUAAUAAAGGAAACAGAUCAAUAUGCCAUAUA